Molecule: messenger RNA, 1609 nt
Organism: Schistosoma turkestanicum
Lineage: Eukaryota; Metazoa; Platyhelminthes; Trematoda; Strigeidida; Schistosomatidae
Source: the annotation of a GenBank genome assembly
AUUUUUACACAUCACUGUAGUACGUACAUGCUGUAGACAUGGAAUUUCCUGUUGAGACUAAUAAUUUAAGUUUAUUAGUUGUGUACAUUUCACCUCGUUUAAUAUCUGAUCAGUAUUCUGUGUUAUCUCAAUCACUACCUGUAUAGAAAGUAUCAACCUCCUUAGUUAUAUUUUAAAGAAGCAGAUUUUACUGGAUAGAUUUUGCUCCGUUUAUAAUACUUGGUUUCGCACAUUUGCUUUCAGUCCCUACGAAACUUGUCUAGAUGAUUUUGAUAUCGUCUAAACUGUUGAUAUACACAAAAAGCUUUAUUUGGCUUUGUUAGUUAUGGUGUUAACAAUGCUCAAUUAUCAUAAUAAGACAUUUCGUGGAGCUAAGUAGUAUUAUCAUAAUUGUUUUAGUUACGUUCUCGAUCACUUGCUGACGAAAGUGAGUAAUGGCGUUCACUCUGUUUUUCUCUCGUAAGUCUGAAUUGCAGUCAAAUCAUCUGGCUUAUACUUGACGCUAUCUGACCACAAAUGUAUUUAUCAAUCUAAUUUAUAGUGGUUUUUUUAAUGAUGAACUCACCAAAUACUAAAAUGCAUCCGUCGAAUUAAUAUCAUUACUCAUGAGCCAUAUUUUUACUUUAUGUCAAAUCUACAGUACUCAGCCACAGAACUUGUAAGUUGGACACUGAUAAAAACUGUCCAAUCGCACUAUCUAAUGUAACUGUUCGUGUCUGAAAUAUUUCUCUAUCACUACGUACUAGUUUUUUUGAAUUACGGUUCUACUGAAUCCCAACCACCUUCUACUCUACAGUUUAUCAUCGUCUUUUGAAAGCAACAACUUGUAACGUAAUGCUUUUUUAUCUGCGUAACCCGUAAGCUUAUGAUACUCUCAUAUUAGGCAAAGGGAAUCAAGGUUGCUUAAAUAAGACAUGGGUAAUUCAACAAACUAAUGUUUUGUUUGUGAUAAUUCUCUGCAUAUUACUAGAAUGUCUCCGUGAAAUCUCCAUUACUUACGAAUAAACAGAUUUCCUGGGUACUAAAAAGUUUUUGUACUUUCAGGUACAUGGAACUCCCAGAUGUAUUUUAUUCAAAAUCACAAUAUAUUGAAACUGCUAGUGGCAACAAAGUUAGUCGUAAAUCUGUUUUAUGUGGAAGUCAAAACAUUGUACUAAAUGGCAAAACCAUCAUUAUGUCUGAUUGCAUCAUACGAGGUGACUUGGCCAAUAUACGUAUUGGAAGGCAUUGUGUAAUUGGUCGGAAAGCUGUCAUUCGCCCACCAUUUAAAAAAUUUAAUAAAGGCGUCGCAUUUUUUCCUCUUCACAUUGGAGAUAAUGUUUUCAUUGAAGAAGAUUCUAUUGUCAACGCAGCACAAAUCGGAUCUUAUGUACACAUCGGUAAAAACUGUGUCAUUGGUCGGCGUUGUGUACUGAAAGAUGCUUGCGCAUUAAGAGACAAUACAGUACUCCCUCCAGAAACGGUAGUACCUCCAUUUAGUAUAUAUGGUGGCUCACCUGGUCGACUGAUUGGAGAGCUACCUGAAUGCACUCCGGAUUUGAUGGUUGAUCUUACACAUGGAUUUUAUUAUCACUUUAUACCUUCAAAUGAACCCGAAACAAAUUCUUGA